Danio rerio (zebrafish) is the source of this 1586-nucleotide messenger RNA. Lineage: Eukaryota; Metazoa; Chordata; Actinopteri; Cypriniformes; Danionidae. The record is from RefSeq and is a predicted model, not a curated record.
AAUCACCAUCUCGCUCGUUUAUACACGAACUUCCCUGUAAAUAGCAUCGUAUUUUUCGCGCUCGCGCUCGGGACGAGGUGAUGGAGACCGAGAGCUGCUUGUCUUUCUCUUCGCCUCCCAACAGGAUAACGCCGGACAAUUCACCGGGUUUGGAGCAUAAUUCAAGCUCUUUCUUUCAGUGCGACGACCUCCAAAAGUCUCCUCAUCUAGCUCUUGCGCAUCGGCAUGAGUUUUUUAUGGGACGCUACGCUGACGGCGGCUCCGCGGACUUUACGCACGGCGUCAGCAGCACAACUCCUCGCGCCUCGCCUGGAAAACACACUAAAUAUUUGGAGAAUAUAAACCAGGACCAAAAACUUUCUAUUACAGAGAAGAACUCGUCAUUUUAUGAGACUAAUUCCGAUGCAGGAGAUAAAACCCUCUCCAAGCCUCUUGGCUAUCCCGCUCUGGACUCAGAGUGUUGUGGAAAACUGAAAGAGGCGUCCAACGGCUUGACUGGGGACUCCAUUGCGGACUCUAUUGACCUAUCAGGCAAAAACAAGAAGAGGCGAAACCGGACGACUUUCAGCACCUUUCAACUGGAGGAGCUGGAAAAGGUCUUUCAGAAGACACAUUAUCCAGAUGUGUACGCAAGAGAACAGCUGGCACUGAGGACAGAGCUCACUGAGGCCAGAGUUCAGGUGUGGUUCCAAAACCGACGAGCCAAAUGGCGGAAAAGAGAGCGCUACGGAAAGAUGCAAGAGGUGCGAAACCACUUUGCUGCUACAUACGAUAUCUCCCUUCUCCCUCGCUCCGACACAUACCAGAUGCAGAACAGUUUAUGGCCGAGCGGUGCAGGAGCCACAGGCGCCGGCGGAGCAUCCAGUGCUUGUGUGCUGGGCACAGAGAACAUGCCCUCAUCCUGUAUGUCCCCUUACCCUCAUCCUCAUGGAAACUUACCUGGACUGAUGGGCAUGUCUGCAUCUCCUGGUCAUCAUCAUCACCACCACCAUCAUCACCAUCACCCGUCGCACCACCCCAGCAUUAAUGGUAUAUACUCGCUCCAUGGCUUCCCAGGAUCCCUUGGGGCCCACACUUUCGAGGCUGGUCCCGAGUCUGAAUAUAAGCCCUCAGGCCUGGUGGCCCUGCGCAUGAAAACCAAAGACCCCGGAAGCCUGUUAUCCUGGCCAACAUGACCGGACGAAUGCCACAAUUUCACUGAGCCAACAAACACUUAGCAUGUGUGCACAUACCGCCAUGCUAGUGUUAAGGGCCGUUCACAGCAAGAACGAUAACAAUAAAUAUAACGAUAACCAUGUUUGUGUUUACACUAGUAACCAUAAUGAUCUGUUUAUUUGAAGUUUGAGCACUGCAGUUUCAAAGCAAUGGUGUAGCCUCGUAAAGCCUCAAAAAUGUUAUUAUUUUUUUAUCAUUUUGCUAAAUCUGGGAUAUUGUUCUUUACUUAUGAGAUUUACAUUAUGAAAGACGCUUGGCCUUACAGCAUGUAUAUUUCGCAAAGAAAACAUGGAGGCUGUAAUAAUGAUAAUAUCAAUUAUUUUGAAUACAAUUUUAAAACACUUCAAAUAUAAAAUGAUAAUAAAAGUAAG